Symbiodinium sp. CCMP2592 is the source of this 2313-nucleotide messenger RNA. The record is from the annotation of a GenBank genome assembly. NCBI's taxonomy places the organism in Eukaryota, Dinophyceae, Suessiales, Symbiodiniaceae.
AUGCUGCCCACAAUGGAAGGCACCAGCGAGGUUCCUAAGGCCCGCUUCGCUGCAAAGUCUUUGAAGUUCACGCCGCCAUCAUGGCUCUUAAACGGCACAUGGGACUGGCUGGUUGAGUUUGAUGGCGACAUCUCCAUGGACAUGGCGAAGUUGCGGCCGCUGCUGGACAGAUACAGCGACAAAUCGCUGGUCCUCCUGAAGUGGUAUUGGAAGGAAUGCCAACCCUGGGACUGCUUCUUGUGGGAGUGUGAGGACAUGCUCCAAAAUCGGAAGGAGUAUGUGGAGACCUCUUACGAGCGCAUCGUGAAGUGGAAGGAGCAGCUGAAGAAACUCCACGAGGACCCGAAGCACCCUUUUGUCCCAGCUGAUUACUACGAGCUGAGCGUGAUGUUCCGCAAUGUUGCGCAUGCAAGGGCCGACGAGAUCAAGGACACAUUCCGGCAGGUGCUAGAGCAAUGUCGCACCAUCCAGCGCGACCAGUUCCUCAUGCCUUUUUUCCUCUGGAACUCCUCGUUGGAACAGGACGUGGCCGCAAUUCCCAUCGAUACUUUGUAUUCUGACUUGAAGUAUUGCAAAGUCGACACCAGAAAUGCCAGAAACCUGCUGGCGAGUCGGGACGUUCAUGUGAACAGCGGCAUCAACGCCACAGGCCCGCAAAGCUUGGAUGUUGACACCAUGGAUUCGUGGCCGAAUGAGUCUCCAGAGCUUCACUUCGAGCCGCCGCUCAGAGGCCACCCUGAACGGCUGCAAUCGCUGGGCGAGUCCGCAACUGCUGCAGCCGAUGGCCUCGAAGAGGCCAAGGUCGCCCUUGCAGAGGAGGAUCAGCAGACGCGUGACCUACGCGGCGUCGUCACGCGCAACCAAGAGGCUCUAACGAAGCUAGAAGGCUGGCAAGCUUGCGAAUCUCGAGGCUGGGAGAUGUCACUGGGAGCCGCCAUGGCGAAAAAUUGCUUUGAGGGCAUCAAACGCAGGGAGAAAGUCCCGACCUUCAAAGUAAUUUAUGCUGCAGGCAGCCUGUGGCACGGCCAGUGCAGGCCGUGGGGCGCUUCGACGCCGCGAGGAGGUGGAAUCCAUGGAGUUCCCAGUGACUCAAACGGAACCACCAAACAGACUCUCACCGAAGCGACGUUGAUCUGCACACUCUUGCAGAACUUGCGUCGCGUCUUGGCCAACAACCGUGCAGACUUCCAGGUCGAACACCCGCAACAAGUCACACCUUUGUACUCCGCUAACCUGAUGAUCGACCGCCUGGACGAUCUGCGAUCUGCGGCCGCGGCUGCGGCUCGUGGCCGCACGCGGCGCUCCUCCGGCGCAGCUUCGCCGAGUCUGCUGCGAUCGCCGGAGGCCAGGAUCCAGCCAUUCCAGCCCUACUCGGUUUCCAGCUCCGGCUCGCUGUUGCGGAGUCGCGCGAGCGACGCAGGUGAUCCAUUGCAGGCUUUCCUGGCGAAGUUGGAGUCCGUCCGGCUCGGGCCGCUCCAGGAGCUGGAAGGUUCCCUCGCAGAGGCUCAGACGCUUCAUCUUGCAGCCUUGAGCGCGACGACCGCCAAAGGAGAGAAAGAUGCGCUGCUGAAGGCCGAAGCCUGCGCCGAGCGGGCUUCAGCUGCAGCGUCCAGGACGUGCAGCGAGCUCAAGUCCAUGGCUCCGGAGCCUGGUGCCACUGGCUCGGAGGCCGCCCUACGACGACAAGCUUUUGCAGGGGUGUCGGUCCUCUUUCAGAACGCGUUGAAUUCAUAUUUCCAGGCACAGAUGAGAUUCCGGCAAGAAAUGGAGGAUAAAGUUUCUCGACAGCUCCGUGCAGCUUUUCCGGAAGCGGAUGAUACGGUCGUCGAAGCUGUGGCUGCAGGCCGUGCCUCCGCAGCCUCGACGAUCCAAGAUGCCAUCUUGCGCCAGUCAGGCACCGCCCCCUUGACAACAGCCAGCGCGCUGCAGGCUACCCGUGAGAAGUGCGAUGAGCUGGCCAACCUUGCGCGUGCCGCGCGAGAUCUGAGUCAGGUCUUCGUGGACGUCGAGUCCCUGGUGAACUCCCAAGGAGAAAUCCUGAAUGACAUCGGAAGCCAUGUGGCGUCAACACGCGAGCAGGUCAAGCGGGGACACGAGGUGCUUCUACAGGCCAGCCGAGCUCGCAGUGCUUGCAGAUGGCGCUGGACGGCCCUGAUCCUGAUCCUGAUCGUGAUUUGCCUCGUUCUCUUCAUCAUCUUUUCCAUGGUGAAGGCGCAUCAGUCUCAUCAUGCACCUCGCGAGUCCAUCGUGGCCUUCCUUAGUCAGGAGCUUUGGAGCAAAAUGCCUCCGUUCGCAGUGAAGCUUUCCAGCUGA